GAAGUUUAAAUGUAACGAUUCAUUAACCGAGUUGCUGCUGAGGCGAAUUCUGUCUUAAUAAGCUAUUUGCUUAGUUUCUUCCGCUUUGGUGAAGCAUUCAAGUCGCGGCAGCGUGAAAUUGGCAAUGAAAUGAAUUAGUGCAAUUGUCUAGUCCAUGCGGCGACAGGGCAAAAUGUUUGUAUCGCUUCUCAUUUACACUUUAACGUUAGUAUUUCCAGCCGGAUACGCAUCGCUGCCGCUUGUUAUCAACACUUGGCCAUUCAAGGAUGCAACAGUUGCAGCAUGGAGUGCCCUGCAGUCCGGUGGCUCGGUGUUGGAUGCGGUGGAGGCAGGCUGUGCCCGCUGCGAAAUGGACCAGUGCGAUGGCAGUGUAGGCUACGGUGGGAGCCCAGAUGAGCGCGGAGAGACCACACUGGACGCCAUGAUCAUGAACGGUGAUACAAUGGAGGUGGGUGCAGUUGCGGACCUGAGAAGAAUCAAGAAUGCCAUUGGAGUUGCAAGAGCUGUGAUGGAGCACACUGAUCAUACACUGCUGGUCGGACAAUCAGCGACUAUGUUUGCUGAAAGCAUGGGCUUCAUUGCAGAAGACCUGACUACCAACAAAUCUCUGAAUAUUUUCUCAGAGUGGCUGAAGGGCAACUGCCAACCUAAUUAUUGGAAGAAUGUCAAUCCAGAUUCUUCCAAGACUUGUGGACCCUACAGGCCCAAGGCAACGCAGACUUGGAACAAGAGGGCACAGCAUGCUAAUACGCACUCCCAUGACACCAUCGGGAUGAUUGCUAUUGAUAAUGGUGGUCACCUGGCUGCUGGUACAUCAACCAAUGGCCUAACUCACAAAAUUCCAGGGCGUGUUGGAGACUCUCCUAUUGCUGGAUCAGGAGCGUAUGCAGACAGCUUAGCAGGUGCUGCUGCUGCCACUGGAGAUGGAGACGUCAUGAUGCGCUUUCUACCCAGUUACUUGGCCGUGGAGCUGAUGAGGGCUGGGGCCGAUCCCUCGGCAGCCUGCAAGUCGGCCAUAUCCAGAAUCAAGAGGCAUUACUCAGAGUUCUUUGGAGCCAUCAUCUGUGCUAACACAACAGGUCACUAUGGUGCAGCCUGUAACAAGGUCCCUGGCCUCACACAGUUCCACUACAUGGUGACAAACUCUGAGUCAAGCACACCAAUGCUGAAAUCUGUAGAUUGCUUUUGAAUGGUGUAUGACUGUCUCUUUUACAUAUAUAUAUGUGAAUUAACAGCCUUCAUGCUGUAUUUUUAUGCGGAUGAUUUCAUGAAUAAAAUGUUAUUUAAAAGAA
Mugil cephalus (flathead mullet) is the source of this 1292-nucleotide messenger RNA. It is a transcript of the gene aga, whose product is annotated as aspartylglucosaminidase. Gene Ontology annotation, biological process: protein deglycosylation. Gene Ontology annotation, cellular component: lysosome. Gene Ontology annotation, molecular function: N4-(beta-N-acetylglucosaminyl)-L-asparaginase activity. The record is from RefSeq and is a predicted model, not a curated record. The transcript is spliced from 9 exons. Lineage: Eukaryota; Metazoa; Chordata; Actinopteri; Mugiliformes; Mugilidae. Bases 155 to 1189 code for a protein of 344 amino acids.